Molecule: messenger RNA, 4154 nt
Organism: Archocentrus centrarchus (flier cichlid)
Lineage: Eukaryota; Metazoa; Chordata; Actinopteri; Cichliformes; Cichlidae
Product: cancer-related regulator of actin dynamics
Exons: 16
Coding region: 68-4003 (1311 amino acids)
Source: RefSeq, a predicted model, not a curated record
ACGGAGCCGAGGACGCCAGCGCACGACUGAGACAAAUAAUCCAAUCAUUAGUCCAGUAACGGCGCUGAUGUCUUGGUUUCAGUCUCUGAGGGAUGACUUCACCCUGAGGCCGUUUGAGAUUCAGCAGACACACAGUGACGGUGCUGCCAUGGCAUCAGGAACUCCGGAUGUGAUGACCAAUCAGGAGCCUGCUGAGGUCCAGGAAGAGUGCUCAGGAAAGAAGAAGUCCAAGUUCCAAACGUUUAAAAAAUUCUUCGCCAGGAAGAAGAGAAAGGAUCCAUCAGCUGCAGGAGCGGACACGGGCCUUAAAGCCAGCCAGUCGAGUGACAAUGUCAGCAAAGCAUCAGAGACACUCACUCGAGCGGAGAAGGAUAAGGGCUCCGGGUCGAAGAUCAGUCUGGGAGGCAAGGCCUUGUCACAUGACUCCGUGUUUGUUUCUGACUCAUCGGAGGCCAACGAGGCACUGGGGGCAUCUCAGGACAGCAUUCAUGGGAAAGUGAAAUCACUGCAGCUUCAGCUGAAGCAGGCCAUCAAACUGGGCUCUCCUCCAUCUCUGAUGUGUGUGAAGAGGACAGAAGAUGCUGGGACCAUGUCCGAGGAUGAUGGCCUUCCCUGCAGCCCACCAGAAUACACAACACUUCACACAGCCUUGGCUCAGGGGAACAGCUCCAUCAGUCUGGAGGGAAUAGACAGUGAUGAGGACCAGCUGUCCUGUGCAGCCUCCAGCAGAGCAGUGAGCCCCCUGGUGGUUCCAGGGGACUUCAGUCAACCAGCCAGUCCUUUUGUCUGUCUGAAUAACUCUGCAGCCAAGCACAAGCUGGCCCUGAGACAAAAAGCCAAGAGGAGACCUGCCAGUCGGCCCGAGGGGAAAGCGGGGAGCGACUCUGUGGUGGAGGAGCUGCUGACAACCUCCAUACCAGAAGCAGAAACUGCACAGCAGCAAGACCUGCAGAAGGCAGAAGAUGCGACUGAUGAUCUGCUGAAACCAAAAGUUGAGAGUGAAGAAGAAGAGGAGGAGGAGGAGAGUGAGGAGGAAGAGCAACCACAACAUUCCGAAGAAUCCCUGCUGGGAGAGAAGGAAGAGUGGGAGGAGGGAGAGGACGAGUCAGAAGCAGAGCAGGAUGUUUCUCAGGGCCCGGACACUUCCUGUCCUCCUGAGCCGAGUCACUCAGAGGAAGAAGACUCAGACACCCAGCCCCUGCCCUCCUCCAAGCUCAGCUCGAGCACCUCCUCUCUGGAUAGUCCCAGGGCCACACCAGAGCCACCUGCUGGGCUGACAGACAUAAGCAUUGCCUCUGGUGCAGAGGAGAAUAAGGAUGUAAGUCACUCUGCAUCAGAAGGUGAAGAAGAUGGAGUCCAGGAACACAGGGAGGAGGAGAACUCCUUCUUACAGGAGGUGCUGAGCUCUUUGAAGGAGCCCCUCAUGUCUUCCUCGCUGGACGUGAAAACUGAGGGUGUCGUCCUGGAGAUGAAGGAGGAUGAGGCAGAAGAAAAGGAAAAAGAAGAGGCUGAGAUGGAAGAAGGAGAAGAGAUGGAGGAAGAGGAGGAUGAGUCUCUCAGUUCUCAGGCUGCUCCCUCAUGCUCCAUGCUGUCAGAUCAGACCACAAUGGAAGAGGAGCAGGUUAAUACUUCUUUCUGGCAGGAAGAAGAAGGAGGAGAAGUGGCUGCUAAAGAAGAAAUAAAAGGUGGAGGAGAAGAAGAAACAGAGGACGAUGAGGAAGAUCCAGUUGUGGAGAGAUUUAUUCGAUCUGAUGAUGAGGAGGAAGCAGACGAGCAGGCAGUGGAAGUCAAGACCGAGGAAGAAAGCAAUGUGCUUUCAAGCCAAACUAUCAGCCAGGCAGGUGACAGUGUAGAAGAAGAAGAUGAGGAGAGUGAUGGAGAGGAGGAGGCGAUAGAGCUGGAGAAGAAGCCAGAUGUGGAGGAGGUAGGGUGGGAGAAGAGGGAAGAAGAUGAGGAAGUGGAAGUGGAGGCGACUGAAAGGACAGGAGUGGAGGAGGCAGAGGAAGCAAUGGAGGGAGAGGACGAUGGUGCAGAAGAGAUGCCCGAGAUGCUUCCUGAUACCCAAGGUGAAGAAGUUCAGGCACCAGUGCACGAGGCAGAUGAAGGCGUGGUGCUUGAAGAUGACAGUGUCCACACUGUAAAACACACAAAUGAUGAUCAAAUCCCUACAGAGAUGGCUGAUCAAGUGCUCACCACAGAACAAGAACAUUUCAACCAGAACUCUGGAGAUAAGACUGAAGAGGGCGAAGAGAUAAUAGAGGAAGGUGUAGACCUCAACAUUGUGGAACAAAAAUCUGACCAAGAGGAAAAUGUGGAAGCAAGCCAAAGUGAUGCAGAUCAAAGUGAACAGGAGCUGGAGCAGGAGAGUGUAGAAGUAACCCCUCAUUCAGACACAAAACAGGUGGAAAAGGAUCCAAGUCAAGCCACAGAACAAGAUGAUAUUUCCUCCAAGCCUCCUCCUUUGUCUCUUCCACCUCACGAGCCCCAGUCACAAGAAAGCGAGGCCAGCACUCCCAGUAAGACCAGCACAACUACCAUACAUAUAAAUCUAGUCUCUCCCAGCUCAGAGAAAGCCACAUCUUUAUUCCAACUGCCUCCAGCUGCUGCAGAUCUCAGUCAAAGUGCUACUGAGGCACCUUCAUAUGAUAUAGAGUCCACAUCUGUAGAUAAAGAGGAAGCUGAUGCUGUGGGAGAAGAAAAACAGUCCAACCUAGGUCAAGAAGCUACACCUCCUGCAUCUAUCGAGGAAAAGGUUAACCAGCCGCCCUGCAGUACCGAUCAGAGUAAAGUCCGCUUCACCAUCGCCCCCGCCUGGCAGAGAUCGCAAAGUCUGAACCCUCCUCCUUCCCCACCUGCCUCAGUCUCUUCCUCUUCUGCUGUCGCCCCACCCUGUGGCGAGGAGCUGGAGGCUGCAACUGAAGAUUCGGUUAUGAAAGCAGAACCAGCAACUUCACCAAAGGUUGAGUUGGUGUUGAGCCCCAUUAGAGUGAGAAAUGCAGGGAGCUCAACUGCCAAACCACAAAGUGGUGUCACACCGGCCCCGGUUACACCCAAGAUCUCAACUAGUGCGAGCACAGAAGAGAGCUCAGUGAUUGCAGAAGGAAAUCCAGAAAAUCCUUUCGGAGUUCGGCUGAGGAAGACGUCAGCUCUGCUGCGCUUCAGCUCAGAGGAGGAAAACACAGAGCCUCCUGUUGAGUCACAAACUCAGCCAACCAGCUCCAAAGAUGACUCCCCUCAGCCAGUCAGCGUUAAGCCCUCCAUUUGUCCGCCAGUCAGCAACAAACCUGCCCUGCCUAAGAAACCUGAGGUGCAUGGAGACAGUGGAGGGAAACUGAAGCGUGUAUCAGACCCAGCUGCAGGCCGUGGUGUUUCUGCUGGCUCUGUUCCUCCCAGCUGGAUUUCUGUGGCCAAACAGAAACAGAAGAUCUAUAAAGAAAACUCUCUGGAGGAGAUUACUGUCAAGAAGGAGGAACAAGAGAGAAAGUCUUCACUUCCAGCAUAUGUCAGCUCAGCUGCAAGCAAGGAGCAAGGCACCAAAACAGCUGAAUCCAAAGUGAGUCAUUUGGAGAUGACUAAACCAUCGGUGUCUCCAGACAAGGAGGCCAGAAGGCCUUUCUCUCCUCCAACUCCAGUGCCACCUCAGCCUUUAAAAUCCCAUCCCCUCCCCUGCCCUAUUUCCCCCAAACCCUACGUCCCCCCACCCCAAGCAAAGUAUCCACCACAACCUCACCCACUCCAGAGAUCCCUGUCAACCUCCGACACUCCAAAAUCUCCUGUUACUCCACCAUCUCCCUCUAAAACUCCACUCCCAGUCACCUGCUCUCCAUUUUCGAGGACCACCUCAGAAAAGCCCAGUUUGAGAGCACCAGGGGUUUCUGGACAGACCGCAUCCUCCCAGCGAAACCUGCCUCCCCCAGCUUUGGCCCAGGAUGAACCCCCCUGGAUGGCGCUGGCCAAGAAGAAGGCCAAAGCCUGGAGCGAGAUGCCCCAGAUAGUCCAGUGACAGGCCAGACUUUAGGUAAGGUCUGGUUGUCUGAAUCCAUGCCCUGGUCGGUCUGAUCUGAAAGGGUCUGGAUGGAGCAGAACCCGUUUGCACACAGAUAUCAUCUUAUUCUGGCUUCAGACUUUACAUUGGUGUAAAAUGUCCAGCUCCA